This is a messenger RNA of Drepanopeziza brunnea f. sp. 'multigermtubi' MB_m1, 3114 nucleotides long. The record is from RefSeq and is a predicted model, not a curated record. NCBI's taxonomy places the organism in Eukaryota, Fungi, Ascomycota, Leotiomycetes, Helotiales, Drepanopezizaceae.
AUGCCCCCUCCUUCUCAACCUUUACUUCAAUCAACAACACAAGCGACAACAACACAAGCACAAGCAGAAGCAGAAGCACAAGCAGAAGCACAAGCACAAGCACAAGCAACAACAGAAGCGCAAGCACCAACACAAGCACCAACACCUUCACCCCCAUCUCCCCCCUCCCAUCUCCUCCCUCCCCCUCCAUUUCCAAACCCUCCCUCUCCCCCCUUCAACCCAGCGCCCCCCUCAACCCCCCCCUCCACCUCAACCCCCCCCCUCAACCCCAACCCCCAACGCCACCCCAACCCCCACCUCCAACUCAAACUCAACCGCCAGCGCCACCUCCAACGCCAGCAAACCAAGACCGAACUGCAGCAGCUGCUAGAUUUGCAUUCUGGUUCAGCUUCUCCGGCUACUUCCGCUUCUCCGACCAAUUCAGCUUCAGCUUGUGUUGCGUCUGCGGCUGGGUCUAGGUCUAGGUCAGCUUUGCCUUUGCUUUUAGCUUCAUCUUCAUCUUUGCCUUCAUCUUUAUUUUCAUUUAAAGUCGAAGUCGUACCUUCAUCCGAAAUCGUACUAAUAUCUUCAAGCGAAUCAACACCUUACCAACCCCCCUCCUACCACCAGCACCACCACCACCAGCACCAGCAUCUUCACCACCACCACCAGCAGCAACAAGCCCUCGCCCUCGCCCUCGAAUCCCAACCUCAAUCCCAAUCCCAAGCCCAAGCCCGAGCCCAACCCCUCGCUUUCGCCUUCGCGCGCCGCCUCGCUCGAGAUUCCAACUCUAACGCCCAUAGCCAACUUCACCACCAACCUUUCGCCCGGCUCUACCCUCUUCAGCAGCAAGCUUAUCACUUCGCUCGAUCCGGAUCUCGAUCCUAUCACUUUUCCGAGCAAAGCCGUAGUAAUAAUAAUACUGGUAAUAGGCGAAGGGAUAGGCGAAGGGAUAGCACCAGCGAUAGCCGAAGCGAUAGCACUAGCACUAGCAUCUGGCUGACGCAGUUUUUGAAGGCGCUGUUGGGAUUGAGUUCGGGAUUGGGAUUGGGAUUGGGAUUGAGUUUGAAGGGUGAGGGGGAAGGGGAAGGAGAAGGUGAGAGUGAGAGUGAGAGUGAGAGUGAAAGUGAGAGUGAGAGUGAGAGUGAGAGUGAAGCAAAAGCAGAAGCACCAGCAGAAGCAGCUAUGGAUCAAGGACAAGCUCAAGCUCAAGGACAAAGUCAAACUCAAGCACAAGCUCAAGCUCAAAGUAUGGAUGGAAGAGAAGGAGAGAGGGGAGUAGCGAGGGGAGUAGCGAGAGGAGUAGGAAGGGGGAGAGGAGUGGGGAGAGGAAGAGGGAGAGCGAAGGGGAAGGAGAAGGAGAGGGAGAAGGAGGCGGUGGAGGGGAGAGGGGGGAGGGAGAGGGAGAAGGAGAAGGAGAAGGAGAAGAGGCGGUUGGAACGACGGGGACGAGAAGAGCAACGGGAGGAACGAGAGCGAGAGCGGCUGUUGCUGCUGCGGCAGCGAAGAGAACAAGGACAGCGAUGGAUGCCGGGUUUUAUUACGGCUUUUUGGAAGCGGUAUUACGACCAUACGACUCUUUCAUCCGAAGCUUCACCCCCAACCCGACCCGGAUCCUCAUCCUUAACCCAACCCGGAUCCUCACCUCCAACCCAACCCGAGUCCUCUACCCCAGCCCAACCCGACUCCUCAUCCGAUCCGCCCCCCUUCGCGAGCAUCAUAGCCGGCCUCCACGACGGCCACGCCCUCCUAGCAACCGCAUUCGCCAUCACCACCUCCGUCAGCCGCGCCAUCUUCGGCCUCAUCUACGCCGGCUUCAACCUAGCCCUCACCUCCCUCGGCCUCGUCUCCUACCGGCUCUGGGGCCUUUUGGUCAUCCUCUUCUGCUGCAUCGUGAUGCUGUCCGGCGCCAUCUACGUCGGACAAGCGAUCGAAGCGUCGCCCCGCCCGGCCGUGACCCUCAUGCUGCGCGCGCUCGGGUGGACGGGCAUCGGCUACCAGAUGGGCGGCUUUACCCGCUGGACGCGCCGCAGCGUGUGUCCCGUCCUGCCGCUGCAAGGAUCCUUUUUAGGCCUGGAUCUAGGCAUUUGCGUCGUGCGCGUCGAAGAGGCCCAGACGGCGAAGGAAGAGUGGAAAGAGACGGCGCCGCUGAGUCGAGACGUGGAUCGGAACGAGGCCGUGUUCGACCGCCUGUUUCGGAGUAACGAGCAGUGGGUGAAGAUUAUCGAGAAGGAGGCGGAAGUCGCGCGGACGAUCCAAUCCCUCAAGCACAUCCACAGCCAGUGGACCCACACCCAGCGCACCCUCUCGGUCCGCACCGGCCUCUUCCCCCCUGCGCCCUUGACCGACCCCGACCCCGACCCCGAGCCCGAGACCUCCGCCCGCCAGACCUACGCCGACCUGCUCACCGUCCUCGGCACCCUCACGCGCGCCCAGGCGACCGAGAUCGACGCCUUCUGCCGCGUGCCCGACCUUCUAGUCCUGAUGCUCGCUAAGAUCCGCUUCACCUUGAGCACCACGUCUCACCGCAUCGAGGACCUCCCCGCCCCCGGCGCGGCGCGCAACGUGGCCGGUCGGGCCCUGCGACGGGACUACAUCAUGCACCUGGAUUCGAUCAUCGUCGUGCUGCGGUCGCUGCUGAAGAAUUUCGAUAUCAUCAUCCGCACGCACGAUCAGGCGACCGAGGCCAUGACGGAGCUGGCGAUCCAGGCGCACCGUCACGCCCUCGCGUGUGUGGUGGAGGCGGCCCGCGGCGGGGGGGGUGGCCGCAGCUGGUUCUGGAGCGCGCAGCAGCAACAGCAGCAGCAGUGCGCGAAACCGGUGCAGCUGACGCUCCGUUCCAUCAACGACAUCGAUCGGUUAGACAUCCGGGUCUUGGUCGACAUCCGGAAUCACGGCGUGGAGUUUCUCAACCACUUCCUCGCGUUCCGCGCGCACAUCUUGGACGGCGUGUUGCGGGAGGACGAGACGGGCGGGAAGACGUGGACGGAGGUGCUGUGGGCGUCGAAGGAGGAGGAUGUGAACGAUGUGAGUUUUCACGUGAAUGGGUUGCGGAGUCUCUGGGUGUUUGUGACGACGACGCGAGAGAGGAAGGGGGAGGGGGAGGGGGAGGGAGAGGAAAGAAGGGGAAGGUAG